GGCUUUAAAAUCUAAGACCAUCAAAACUUCUAAGACGCAAAAUAUAAUAAUUGGUGCCGAACUGACUGGUAUUUACGGCUCUUUAUCGUGGAUGCAGGCACAUCUUGCUGAUUUUAAAGUCUCUGAAGGCAUAUGUUCUCGAGCUCGCAUUGAACAUGCUGAUUCAGGAUGUUUAUGGUGGGAGCAAAUGUUAUGUUGGAGUAUUCAUGCGAAGAGGCCACAACUCUUCUACAAAAGAACCUAGAAAACGCUAAAGCAAGUUUAGAAGUUCUUGUUGCUAAUCUACAGUUCUUACUGGACCAAGUAACAAUCACGCAGGUUAUGAUGGCUCGUGUGUAUAAUUGGGAUGUUCACCAAAAGAGAAUCCGUCAAGCCGGUGCUCCUGCCAAAUACUCUUAAAGGGAUCUUUCAAGUCGAAUCAUGGUAGCAGAAUGUGUACUCUUGGAUGAGAGUAUGACUUUGAUUUCUCCAUUUUCAAUCCGGUGAAUGAAUUAUGUAUCGCUCUGUUAUUGCAAUGGAUAAGACUGACAACGAGUGAUUUUGGUUAGGUUUAGUUCGAUUUAUUGCAUUAC
This is a messenger RNA of Eucalyptus grandis, 572 nucleotides long. RefSeq names its product probable prefoldin subunit 3. Lineage: Eukaryota; Viridiplantae; Streptophyta; Magnoliopsida; Myrtales; Myrtaceae. Gene Ontology annotation, molecular function: tubulin binding. Gene Ontology annotation, cellular component: cytoplasm; prefoldin complex. The coding region runs from base 169 to 399 and encodes 76 amino acids. Gene Ontology annotation, biological process: protein folding; microtubule-based process; tubulin complex assembly. The record is from RefSeq and is a predicted model, not a curated record. The transcript is spliced from 3 exons.